UCGUCCAAACCCUAACAAUUUUCACAUAUCCUUAACAAAAAAAAAAUUAAAAAAUUUGCGCCAUUAGUUCUGUUUCGUCAAGAAUCUUAUGGGUUUCAAUUGAUUCAUUGUCUGAAGUUUCAAUUUGUGGUUUUUUGUUCAAACCGCCGCAAAUUAGAAUCCUCGAAGUGGGGUUAGUAGAUUUUUUCACCAUUUCUUUAAUUCAAUAGCCAGUGUUGAAGGUUGACGCCAUUUACAAAGCCGAAUUGGAAGUUUUUUCUUCAGUUGUUAGUACAUUCAUGGACAUUCAAUCUUUAGCAGACGAUAGAUCUGAAUCAAAGGAUUUGGCAGCAAUGAAAAGGGGCACUAUGGAGGAUGAAGAAACAUCUCGAACUUCUCACAAAAGACUGAAAUCGUAUGAUCUUCAAUCCGUUUGUCCCGUUAAAGAAUCAGCCAAGGAAGCCAAUAACCGAGGGCUCGAUUUAGAUUUAAACGCGGAACAGGAAAUGUCUAGUUCAAUCAACAACGACCCCUUGUACCCUGUCAAGAAUUACACAAAUUUGAAGUUGGCCGAUGAUUCCGAAUGUGGGAGCUCUGUGGGCCCGCUCGACUCAUAAAACCCAAUGAGAGUUUGGAAAGGGUUGAAACAGAACAAUUUCAUGUCGACUAAUUACGGAGCUUUGCCGAAGCCAAUGCCAGUGCCAAAGACACGCGGCAGAAAGAGAAUUAACAGUGAUGCAGCUGUAAUGAAGAAGAAAAUCGAACAAGCGAAGAAAGAACAAGUCGAUCGGUUUGCAAAAGUUGCUGCUCCUAUUGGUUUGCUCAAUGGCCUAAAUCCCGGAAUUAUUAACCAUGUUAGGAACAGUAAGCAGGUUCACUCGAUUAUAGAGGCUUUAGUUAGGUCUGAAAAAACAGAAAAUCGGGGUUCGGGCAAAGGAGAUAUUUUGCUUGAAAGAAGGCAGAUGAGGGAAUAUUCUUUAUUUUCGAAAUCGAGCUAUGGUGAUUCUUAUAUGGGAAACGAGGACGAUGGGCUUGGUUUAAAGCUGUCAUCUUCUGUAACUGUUGCAUCGGAGAAUAACACUAGCUGUUUGUCGAACGAGGAAUCGGGUAAUAUUAACAGUGUCACUUCACUUUCUGUCAGAGCCGCUAAUGUUGCUUCACAGUGGUUGGAUCUUCUGAAUCAAGAUAUCAAAGGACGACUUGCGGCAUUACGUCGAAGUAAGAAAAGAGUGCAGGCGGUUAUUACCAUGGAAUUACCACUUUUAAUAUCAAGAGAAUUCUCGUCCAAUCACGACAAAGAAACCGCAGAUGUGCAUGCGGUUAGAUGGAGUAAUAUAUUCGGACAGAUGGAUCAAUCACUUUCCGAAGAAGAGAGUCAUUUGGAGAAUUGGUUGAACCAAGUGAAGGAAAUGCAGUUGCAUUGUGAAAGAGGUCUUUAUUCACAGGAUAUGGAUCCAAUUGGACACUCAAUCAAAAAUAGAUUAGGAGAAGGCCAUCAUAACUCAGGGAAGGGAUUAGCAGUUAAAGCAGCAGCUGCUUCAAUAUAUUCAACUUGCAACUUCUUCUUGACUGCCGAAAACCUACCUUGUCGCUAAUUAUCUCGACAAUGAUUGGAGCGAGAAAACACUCGACGUAAUCUUGGUGAAGUUCUUGUUAGCAUUGGCAAUGGCAUUAGCAUACAUCAAUUAGUGUUUUUUUUUAAUGACUAUAGACAAACUUUUCUGACAUUUUCUUUUUAUUUUCUUACUACUUACAGUAGUUACUUACUACAUGUGGUGUUGUUAAAUUUGUUAACAUGUAACUUUAGAUGCUGAGUUCAAUGGGGGGUUUUAACCGAAUCUCUGUUUAUGCAGCUAAUAAAAUAAAUAGCUGGUUUUCUACUUUUCAA
This is a messenger RNA of Erythranthe guttata (spotted monkey flower), 1867 nucleotides long. NCBI's taxonomy places the organism in Eukaryota, Viridiplantae, Streptophyta, Magnoliopsida, Lamiales, Phrymaceae. The record is from RefSeq and is a predicted model, not a curated record.